Messenger RNA from Drosophila takahashii, 640 nucleotides. RefSeq names its product Autophagy-related 8b (gene Atg8b). Gene Ontology annotation, molecular function: GABA receptor binding; ubiquitin protein ligase binding. Gene Ontology annotation, cellular component: autophagosome membrane; autophagosome; cytosol. Lineage: Eukaryota; Metazoa; Arthropoda; Insecta; Diptera; Drosophilidae. Gene Ontology annotation, biological process: autophagy of mitochondrion; macroautophagy; cellular response to nitrogen starvation. The record is from RefSeq and is a predicted model, not a curated record.
UGAAGCGGAGAAAACAUACUUGCUAGCAACCAAAACCGGCAGCUAAAAUAGACCUACCAAAUCCAAAACGAAAACCCUCGUUUCGCUCCUUUCGUUUCGUACACCAGACAGCCCAGAUGGAUAUGCACUUUCAGUACAAGAAGGAUCACACGUUCGACAAGCGUCGCAACGAAGGCGAUAAGAUCCGGCGCAAAUAUCCGGACCGUGUGCCCGUUAUCGUGGAGAAGGCCCCGAAGACGCGCUACAUCGAGCUGGACAAGAAGAAGUACCUGGUGCCGGCCGACUUGACGGUGGGCCAGUUCUACUUCCUCAUCCGGAAGCGCAUCAAUCUGCGUCCCGACGACGCCCUCUUCUUCUUCGUUAACAAUGUGAUUCCUCCGACUUCGGCCACCAUGGGAGCCCUGUACCAGGAGCACUUCGACAAGGAUUACUUCCUGUACAUUUCCUAUUCCGAUGAGAACGUCUACGGACGUCAAUAGACGCGGGUUUGCACCGCCUAAUCGUUUUGCUGGUCGGUUGAGUUUCAAUUGUCACAUUAGCCACAUUUCGCCAUUGGCAAGUUCAUCAAUAAAGAAUGACUGGUCCUAGUCAGCUAACCAGCAGCUAACGUCGUCAUCGUGGCCCAUGCUGGGUAAAAUAA